This is a messenger RNA of Phacochoerus africanus (Common warthog), 2306 nucleotides long. It is a transcript of the gene MMP19, whose product is annotated as matrix metallopeptidase 19. Gene Ontology annotation, molecular function: metalloendopeptidase activity; zinc ion binding. Bases 170 to 1792 code for a protein of 540 amino acids. The record is from RefSeq and is a predicted model, not a curated record. Lineage: Eukaryota; Metazoa; Chordata; Mammalia; Artiodactyla; Suidae. The transcript is spliced from 9 exons. Gene Ontology annotation, biological process: collagen catabolic process; extracellular matrix organization; proteolysis. Gene Ontology annotation, cellular component: extracellular matrix.
UACUGCCACGCCCCCCCAAUUCCUCUGAAGUUUUAUAAAGAGGACCAGAGACUGGAGAGUGAAAAGAACUGGGGGUAAGAACCCCCCCACCUAGCCCUGCUCCCCCAGGCUCCCCGAAAUCUCAGGGCAGAGGCACAGACGGCCUCUGGAACUCUUGCCCGGUGGGACCAUGAACUGGCAGCAGCUGUGGCUGGGCUUCCUACUCCCCAUGACAGUCUCAGGCCAGGCCCCGGGGCCUGGAGAGAAGGAGGCAGCAGUGGAGUAUUUGUUGCAAUACGGGUAUCUGCAGAAACCUCUAGAAGGAUCUGAUGACUUCAGGCCAGAAGAUAUCAUGGAGGCUCUGAGAGCUUUUCAGGAAGCAUCUGAGCUGCCAGUGUCAGGUCAACUGGAUGAUGCCACAAGGGUCCGUAUGAGGCAGCCCCGUUGUGGCCUCGAGGAUCCCUUCAACCAGAAGACCCUUAAAUACUUGCUGCUGGGCCGCUGGAGAAAGAAGCACCUGACCUUCCGCAUCUUGAACCUGCCCUCCACCCUCCCACCCUAUGUAGCCCGGGCAGCCCUGCUUCAAGCCUUCCAGUACUGGAGCAAUGUGGCUCCCUUGACUUUCCGGGAGGUGAAGGCUGGCUGGGCUGACAUCCGCCUCUCCUUCCAUGGCCGCCAAAGCCCAUACUGCUCCAAUAACUUUGAUGGGCCUGGGAGGGUCCUGGCCCAUGCUGACAUCCCAGAGCUGGGCAGUGUGCACUUUGAUGAAGAUGAGCUCUGGACUGAGAGGUCCUACCGAGGGGUGAACCUGCGCAUCAUUGCAGCCCACGAACUGGGCCACGCCCUGGGUCUUGGGCACUCCCGAUACACCCAGGCCCUCAUGGCCCCUGUCUACGCCGGCUACCGACCCCACUUCAAGCUGCAUCCAGAUGAUGUGGCCGGGAUCCAGGCUCUCUAUGGCAAGAAGAUCCCAGAAAUGGAGGAUGAGGAAGAAGAGACAGAGCUCCCUACUGUACCCCCGGUGCCCACACAACCCCCUCCCAUGCCAGACCCCUGCAGCGGUGAAUUGGAUGCCAUUAUGCUGGGGCCCCGCGGGAAGACCUACGCCUUCAAGGGAAACUACGUGUGGACCGUGACAGAUUCAGGGCUGGGUCCCUUGUUCCAAGUGUCUGCCCUUUGGGAGGGGCUCCCAGGAAACCUGGAUGCUGCUGUCUACUCUCCUCGGACACAAUGGAUUCACUUCUUUAAGGGAGACAAGGUGUGGCGCUACGUUAAUUUCAAGAUGUCUCCGGGCUUCCCCAAGAGGCUGAAUAGGGUAGAACCCAACCUGGAUGCAGCUCUUUACUGGCCUCUCAACCAAAAGGUGUUCCUCUUUAAGGGCUCUGGAUACUGGCAAUGGGACGAGCUGGCCCAAAUGGACUUUAGCAGCUACCCCAAACCAAUCAAGAGGUUGUUUACCGGAGUGCCAGACCAGCCCUCAGCUGCUAUGAGUUGGCGGGAUGGCCGUGUCUACUUCUUCAAAGGGAAACAGUACUGGCGUCUCAAUCGGCAGCUUCGAGUAGAGAAAGGUUAUCCCAGAGAUAUCGCCCACAACUGGAUGCACUGUCACCCCCAGAACUCAGAUCCCACGCCGUUGGAUGGGGAUACUUCUUCCUCAGCCACAGAAACAACCUUGGAUACCACAUCCUUGGCCACGGAUAUCCUGUUGAACACUGACAGCUCACCCAGAGAUGCAAUCUUGGACAUUAUCCCCUCAGCCACAGUCUCCACCACCCACUCAUUCCCUGGUAAUGUCACCCUCACAGAGGCCUAAGACCUCAGUCAAAUGUCUCCUGCAGGAGGAGCACUGAACCAGAGAUCUCAGGCCUCUAAAUGUCCCAGCUUCAGUUCCCUCUCCCCUGUCCUCUUUCCCUCCUGGGCAGUGACUCUAACUCUGGGACAGCCCCCAAUUCCUUCCAUUUCUUCCCCACACUGGAUAACAUUUCCAACUGUGUUAUCUACUCUCUGGAGGACACUGGUAGAGGAAAGGCAUCCAUCAGGCCUUUGGCUGACAGGAGGCAACAGCUGGGAAUGCCUGGGUCCUGUUCGUCCUAGAUAAAGAGCAAGAAAACAGCAUGGCCAGUAAAAUGGGCAAGGGCUUUGGAAUCCUUGAGAAUCACAUUUACUUGCUUAGCACCCUGGGCAAGUUAAUUAACGUCGUUGAGCCUCGGAUUUCCCAAAAGCAAAAUAAGGUUAAUACCAAUCCUGCAGGGUUAUUGCAUUAAAUGAAAUGCUGUAUGUGAAGUGUUUGGCACAUUUGUGCUUAAUAAAGGUUAAGUUCAUGUUCA